AUGGCGUCGUGGGAUCUUCUAGAUGAUAAGGAGGAGCAGGAGCUGCACAAGACGCGCCUGGUCAACAUUGAGGAGAAGCCCUUCAAGCGAAUCACCAAGAGACUCGUGUCUGUCACAACAAUCGCAAACGCCCAAUUGAAACAACAACCCACACCGCCACCCGAGGGUGCAAAUGGCGAGAAGGAGGCCGGCGAAGAGACGAAACAGGAGGCUGCCACCAAGACCCUCCAAGAGAUCGACCAGAUCAAAGACGACCUUACCCUUGACUUCGCCGCCUUCGACAGCAGCAUCGCCCGCCUGCAAUUCCUCCUCGACGCCAACGUCCGCGAGCGCGAGCGGUACAAGGCUGACCAGCAGCGCAUCCUCGAAGAAUGCCAGAACGUGCGCGACAACAACACGCGACUGCGCGAGCAGCUCGAGGGCGCCAAGGCCACGCUUGCCCAACGUAAGGAGUACGACAAGCUCGCCAACGCGCUCAUGGCUAAGGGCCUGCGGCCGCGCGGCGAGCAGGAGACGAACCUCGCGAAGCUCGAGGAGGAGAUCCGCGACCUGGAGAAGGAGAGCGAGACGUACGCCAUCACCUGGCGCGAGCGCCGCGACCAGUUCAGCAAGAUCAUGGACGAGGGCAUGCUGUUGCGCAGACAGAUCCGCGACGAGAAGGAGGAGGUCGAGAGACGCGAGGGCAUGAACGAGGACGGCGAGGAGGACGGCGAGGCCUCGCGAGGCGGGCAAACGCCCCGACACGUCUCGAGCGGCAACGUCACGCCGCACCCGGACAGCGGCGCUGUCCCGAGACCGACUUCGGCGCAAGAUGGCAACUCGGAGGACCAGGCAGACGGCCUCAAGCCGCGAUCAGGUGGCCCAGGCAGCUUCUCGCGGUCCGGCAGUGCCGUCCCUAGCCAGAGCGGUACGCCCCAUCCCCAACAGGACGACGGCGAGAUCGAAGAGGGAGAGGAUAUCGAGAUGGACGACCAGCAGGACACUCAGAUCACUUCGGGAGGCGACACGCCCCAAAUCACGGUGGAUGCGCCGGACAGCAUGGAAGUUGACAACUAG
Molecule: messenger RNA, 1056 nt
Organism: Colletotrichum higginsianum IMI 349063
Lineage: Eukaryota; Fungi; Ascomycota; Sordariomycetes; Glomerellales; Glomerellaceae
Product: Tho complex subunit 7
Exons: 1
Coding region: 1-1056 (351 amino acids)
Biological process (GO): mRNA export from nucleus; mRNA processing
Cellular component (GO): THO complex part of transcription export complex
Source: RefSeq, a predicted model, not a curated record